AUGGACUUCGAGAACUACGGGCAAAGCUCCCAGCAGCCCAAGCAGCGUCGGAAGAGAGUCGCCAAACGAAGGCAACGCAAUAAGCCCCCGGUUGCUGCGCGCCUGGCGCUGGAUCCUCAGCUGCGCGGCAAUGUCGGCGUCUUGUCCGAGGAUCUGGCGACCGACCUCUUCCCCCAACAAGCUAUUCAGGGCGCCGCGACCAACGAUGGAAUCUUGUAUGUCGCCGUUUCCCCGCAUUCCGCAACCUCAUCCGCGGUGGAAGAUCAGGCCUGGACCAUCCUGCCGGUGCAAAUCCAGUCAUCCGAGAGAACACACGCCCCGAUUUCGCAUUCGACUGUACUAUUCCCCGAAUCCGCAGAUUCUCUUCAACCAUUCCUACAGGCCCUUGGCAAACUGGAUUCAUCCCGGAACUCACUGCAGACGCACCGGGCCGUGGAGAUCCGCAUCCUCGACGUCGCCCCCUUGCAUCUCGAUACAAUCUUCGUAACGGUCGAGCGCCAUUUACUCCGCAAUCACGAUGACGUACAAAACAAAUUUGGCGGUGGUUUUUCCGGCAACGUUCAUGGACCCGAUGGGGUUUGGCCGAAAGGAAAGAUCGCCGAUACAAAGAAGCUCUCCAAGAAGGCCGCGGCUGAUGCGGAGAUGCGACUAACUGCGGCUGUACGAGAGGCAUUGGCGGCGCAACGCAUUGUUCAUGUCGGCGAUGUAUUGCCUCUCCCUCUCCCCCCUCACCCCAUCACCUAUGCUCCCGCCCCGCCUGCGAGGAUCUCAUUCUGUGAGCCGGUAUCACAGGGUCUUUUGAUGCCAACGACCAAGGUUGUUCUUGUGCAAGCUCGUCCUCAAGGUCAUCGGGCACCGCAAGCCCUCCCACCGCGAUCUGCUCUUCUCAAGCAAGUGGCCGAAGAUGAGGCCGAUGAUACUUCUAAUGAACAGUUCUAUUCCGCCGCUGAAGAUAAGCCUGGGGAGAGCGGGACCGAAAUGGAGACUACUUCUGCUGCUGAGGAAUCCGAGACGGAGGGGUCAGCGGGAUCUGUUAGCGAUUCGUCUGACGAUUCUCUCGAAGACAUGAUUUCGCUGUCCGCGCCCGAGCUUCCUCAACCACCUUCAGGUGUUAUGUCGUCGAUGACCUCGGCAACUCCCCGAGCGGGUGGACGACGGAUGGAUGGGAUCCACACUCCAGGCUCAGUCGCAUCUAAUUUUACAUCGGCUACUAUGCGGCCUGGUCGUGGUGGCGGCAAAGUGUUCAAGGUUGAAGGACUUCUACAGCAGGUACCAAAUGAAGUGUUGCAUCCCCGUCCUCGUGAUGAUGAGGAUGUCGAUUCCUUCAUUUUCGUGGAUAUCAGCACUCUAGCCAAGAUUGGUUGCUUCUCCGGAGACUGGGUGCGAAUUGAGGCGGCCGAGGAACCCCAGAUGAAUAUGUUCGCCUCACUCAAGUUCGGCAGCUUCAACGACUCCCCAGAGGACUCAGGGGAAUGGCGUCCUGUCAAGGUCUUUGGUCUACCUGGUCUUCCUUCACCGAAGCCUCGAUAUGCGAUCAAUCACUCCGGUGAUCGUCGUUCAAGCUUCUCCCAGCGUGCUCCCACGCGUCUCACGCCAUCCGUGUUCGUCCCCCCUUUGCUCCUCAGCAACAUCGAAAACCCCAAGCAUCUUCGCAUCUCCCCCAUGGUAUUCACAGCCGCCAAUAAUCCGUCUAAGCCGGGCCUCCUGCAUCAAAUGAAGAACAGUGCGGCGAAGAACCCUCCAUUGGCCAAGGAAGUCACACUCCUCAAGGUUUCCACUCCCCUUUCCUUGGACAGAGUGCUUCAACCGGCGCUCUUCGCAGGACUGAAGCAAUAUUUCGAGUCCCGGCGACGGAUUUUGAAAAGCGGUGAUCUUGUUGGUAUCAGUGUCGACGAAGGACUCGGCAGGGCGGUCUUCUCUGGAACCUCUGGAGGCGAUAGUGCCCAAGAGGAUGAUAUUACCUCUAGGCUAGGCCAGGGAUCCAACCCCACUGGGUCUCAAGCGCGCAAGGUUGGCGUUGCUUGGUUCCGCGUAGGCCAGGUGGCUCCAACUGCCGUUGAAGAGCUCGAAGAGACCGAGGAGGAUCAGUGGGGUGGAGUGGCUGUUAUUGACCCAACAAGCACCCGCAUGGUCCAAGCCGGCAGCGAUGUUAGCCGAGUACCCGGAAAUCUAGGCAAUGGAUGGGAGUAUUGGCUUGGAGUGAAGACGAUUCCUAAGGCUGUCGGCGAGACUCUAGCGCCGCAUGGUAUCCUUGCGGAACCACCUCAGGCUUUCAUCCCACCUCUACAGCAGCGAAUUCGAGAGUUGAUGGCCGCGGCGACAAGUCCCCGCGCAAUUCAACUCGGCAUGAAGCCUGUCACAUUGGUCUUCAUACCUUCCUCUCUUGAUGCAUACGAUAUCCUGACUGAGGGUGGUGCCAAUGGCGGCGACGUGAAGACGGAAGCUUAUCUCAAGGCACGAGCGGAGCGAGCUUUCCACUGUGGUGCAAACUGCACCGCCUUGUUGAUUAAGCACAUCGAAGUGCUAACAGCCGAUCGCAUGGUGACGGCGAUGGCCGAUGUCGUGAGUGAUGCUCGAGUCAUAAUUGCCACCACCAGUGACGUGGAGCAGAUCCCAGAAGGCAUCCGCAGCAUGUUCACCCACGAAUUUGAGAUGGGUGCCCCCGAGGAGAAAGAGCGUGAGGGUAUUCUCCGCAACUGCGUUGCUGAGCGAGGAAUCAAGCUGUCCGCCGACGUCGACCUGGGGACUGUUGCGUUGAAGACCGCUGCGCUGGUGGCUGGUGACCUGGUCGAUGUUGUGGAACGUGCCUCUGGGGCUCGAACGGCCCGUCUCGAGAACCUGGUCGAGACUGCCAGCAAGCAGCGCCCGGAAUCGCAGGUCUGCGUUCGAGACGUUCUUCUUGCCGGCGGAGAUGGCGCGCGGGCUGUCACGAAAGCAGACUUCGAUUUCGCUGUCGAAGCUGCGCGAAAGAACUUCGCUGACUCGAUUGGUGCACCCAAGAUUCCUAACGUUGGUUGGAACGAUGUUGGUGGCUUGACGAAUGUCAAGGAUGCCCUGAUCGAAACUAUUCAGCUGCCGCUUGAGCGUCCUGAGCUAUUUGCCAAGGGUAUGAAGAAACGCAGUGGUAUUCUGUUCUAUGGUCCUCCUGGUACCGGAAAGACUCUACUUGCCAAGGCCAUCGCCACCGAGUUCUCUCUCAACUUCUUCUCUGUCAAGGGCCCCGAGUUGCUCAACAUGUAUAUUGGUGAAUCCGAAGCCAAUGUGAGACGGGUCUUCCAGCGUGCGCGCGAUGCCCGCCCCUGUGUCGUCUUCUUCGAUGAAUUGGACUCCGUUGCCCCGAAGCGUGGUAACCAGGGAGAUAGUGGUGGUGUGAUGGAUCGUAUUGUCAGUCAGUUGCUUGCUGAGCUGGACGGAAUGAACGGCGGCGAGGAGAACAGCGGCGGUGUCUUCGUCAUUGGUGCGACUAAUCGUCCUGAUCUGUUGGACACUGCUCUCCUUCGACCUGGUCGAUUCGAUAAGAUGCUCUACCUGGGCGUGUCAGAUACCCACCGCAAACAAGCUACAAUUAUGGAGGCACUUACGAGGAAAUUCGCCCUCCACCCGGAUCUGUCACUGGAUCGGGUUUCCGAGCACCUGCCCUUGACCUAUACUGGUGCUGAUUUGUACGCUUUGUGCUCGGAUUCGAUGCUGAAGGCUAUUACGCGGAAAUCUACCGCCGUUGACGAUAAGAUCAAGCAACUGCCCGGCGGGCCGGUCAGUACGGCCUACUUCUUCGAUUACCUCGCGACUCCGGAUGAUGUGGCGGUGAUGGUGACUGAGGAGGAUUUCUUGGCGGCUCAGAGUGAAAUGGUUCCCAGUGUUAGUGCCAAGGAAUUGGAACAUUUCGAACGAAUCCGCCAAACCUUCGAGGCCGUCGAUAAGUCAAAGCAGGAUUCUUCUGGGGCCGGUGGGCAGACAAUUGCAGAGGCUAUGGAGGCAUUUAGUAUGGGAGAAUCGACAGAUAUCCCUAUUGUGAAUGGUGACGCCUCGUUUCCGGGAGGUCCUGGGGGCAUUCAUGGCCGCAUUAAGGGUCUAAAACAAUGGCCUGGAGGUAUUGUUCGAAGCCCAAGUGGUAGCUCGAUCAGCAGUGGCAAGGGCAAGGGCAAGGCUGCUGCUGGUAAGAAGGGAAAGAGUGCUCGGAUUGGAGGAGACUCUGAUGCCUCUCUGGAUGGUGAUGACGAGACUAUGGCCGACGGUGCAGUUGAGGAUGAUGAGGAUGAUUAUAUUGUUCGCACAGAUCAUCUUGCGAAUCCUAUGGAGGAGGUGGAGUAG
Messenger RNA from Penicillium cosmopolitanum, 4311 nucleotides. It is a transcript of the gene pex6, whose product is annotated as AAA family ATPase peroxin 6. Gene Ontology annotation, molecular function: ATP hydrolysis activity; ATP binding. The record is from RefSeq and is a predicted model, not a curated record. The coding region runs from base 1 to 4311 and encodes 1436 amino acids. Gene Ontology annotation, biological process: protein import into peroxisome matrix. The transcript has 4 exons. NCBI's taxonomy places the organism in Eukaryota, Fungi, Ascomycota, Eurotiomycetes, Eurotiales, Aspergillaceae. Gene Ontology annotation, cellular component: peroxisomal membrane; cytosol.